CCGCGGGUCCCGCCGCCGCCGCCCUGAGGAGGCCGUCGCGCGCUCGGGAUUGGGCAGCGCGGGCCGGGCGGGGAGGGCGCGCCGACACCAGCACCCCCCGCGCGAGGGCGGGAACUACAGCUCCCGGCGGCCCCCGCGCGCCGCUCAUCCGCGGGCGGGGCUGCCGGCACCCGUCACUCCGAACGGUUUCACCUCACCCGGAAGCGUACCUCUUACUUCCGGCGGCGGCCGUUGGUGCUAAAACUCAAGCGUCAUCAUGAUCCUGCGUCAGAUUCUGCGACUUUCUUCCACUUUUAGCUCUGCUGUUUCCAUUCACUUGCGCAGAAACAUAGGGCUUUCUGCUAUUGUCUUUAAUAAGGCAAAAGAGCUCGAUCCGGUUCAGAAGCUCUUCUUGGACAAGAUCAGAGAAUACAACACAAAGAGCAAGCAAGCUGGAGGGCCUGUUGAUGCAGGCCCUGACUUUCAGAAAGAGAUGAAUGAAUCCCUUGCUAGACUUCAACGGCAGUAUGGUGAGGGAGAUCUAACCAAGUUUCCAGAAUUUAAAUUUGAAGAGCCAAACUUCGAGGAGACUCCAAAGUGAUCUCUGCAGGUUGUACACCUGACAACAGUGUACAUCAAUGGAGUUGCUGAACAUGGCACCAGUUGUAAUUUAAUAAAUGCAGAGUUUCAGUUUGA
Molecule: messenger RNA, 675 nt
Organism: Columba livia (rock pigeon)
Lineage: Eukaryota; Metazoa; Chordata; Aves; Columbiformes; Columbidae
Gene: ATP5PF
Product: ATP synthase peripheral stalk subunit F6
Exons: 4
Coding region: 257-580 (107 amino acids)
Biological process (GO): proton motive force-driven ATP synthesis
Molecular function (GO): proton transmembrane transporter activity
Source: RefSeq, a predicted model, not a curated record